Molecule: messenger RNA, 472 nt
Organism: Vicugna pacos (alpaca)
Lineage: Eukaryota; Metazoa; Chordata; Mammalia; Artiodactyla; Camelidae
Source: RefSeq, a predicted model, not a curated record
GCGGUUCAGCCCGCCCCCAGUACCAGCCCAUUUCCGUUUCCCAAAACUCCAGGCAAGAGAAAUUUUAGAGAAAUCGAAACUACUGGGGAGAGGGUGGGUCCCCCCGAGCACCGUGCCGCCGUCCCAACCGCAGCUUCUCUCUUCUGGCACCAUGAACCGCGUCGCCCAGGCCGCCUUCCCCGGUGCCCACGUGGGCAUACCCCCGGCGUAUGAGAUGCUCAAGGAGGAGCACGAGGUGGGGGUGCUGGGGGCUUCCCAGAGCCCGGCCCCCGUGACGACCACUGUGAUCAACAUCCGCAUGACCAUCGUGUUCAUCAUUAUUUUUGCCACUGGCUCCCUGAUGAUUUUCCAGGCGAUUUCACAGAUUGUAAAGGAGUAUGGAGGCUACUAGUAGCUGCCCGCGGCCACCCCUUCACAGCAGUUUAUACACACCCCCGUCUACAGCUGAAUAAAAGCCGGCGUUCCUGUGUGA